Parnassius apollo (apollo) is the source of this 477-nucleotide messenger RNA. Lineage: Eukaryota; Metazoa; Arthropoda; Insecta; Lepidoptera; Papilionidae. The record is from the annotation of a GenBank genome assembly.
AUGCUGGUUUGUCACAAACAUUUUGAAAAAAGAUUUCAUACUGUAAAACCUGGCAUUAAGAAGACAGCUUAUCCCACACUUUUUUCUUUAGAGGAAAUUGAGUCAGGUUUCUCAUCAAGAUCAUGCAAUAAUAACAAAGAGAAUGUACUUGUUGAUCACACAUAUAUACAUAAGAGACACUAUGACCACACAUACUACAAAAUAAAACAACAUUUACCUUUGCUAAAGCCUCGAGACUCCUUAAUUGGUUUGACUAAUAUACCAUCAACAUCCUUUGCUCCAUCAUCACAUUUGGACAAUCUGGAAAAUGUACCUGGUGAGUUGACUUCAACAACACCUAAAAAAGUGGUCAAGAAGAGGCUUGUACAAAAAUUUUUUAAACUUUCUCCUCAAUGCAAGCUACUAUACAAUGAAUUUAAAAAGUCGAGAAGGCAGUUAAAUUAUAAUGUGCGGAUCAGGAGAGCGCUAGCUUUUUAA